Staurois parvus is the source of this 318-nucleotide messenger RNA. The record is from the annotation of a GenBank genome assembly. Lineage: Eukaryota; Metazoa; Chordata; Amphibia; Anura; Ranidae.
AUGGCCUCUCCUCCUUUUGAAGACCAUGUGUUCUAUGUGGAAACAUUUGAUCUCAUUGAGCACUUUGCCAUCCAGUUUCAGGAUAAGCUCUGUGGUGUAGAUAUGUGCACUGAAAUGGACCAUGGAUGCCAGCACAUCUGUGUUAAUGUUCCCAGCUCCUACUACUGUCAGUGUAACCCCGGUUACAAGCUUAAUGCAGAUGGAAAGACAUGUUCUAUGAUAGACCUGUGUGCUCAAGGAGAUCAUGGGUGUGAGCAUCUGUGUGUCAGUUCUGCUGGAUCCUAUACCUGUGCCUGCAGAGAAGGGUACAAACUGAAU